This is a messenger RNA of Pochonia chlamydosporia 170, 2850 nucleotides long. RefSeq names its product serine/threonine protein kinase (Pdd7p). The record is from RefSeq and is a predicted model, not a curated record. Gene Ontology annotation, molecular function: ATP binding; protein serine/threonine kinase activity. The coding region runs from base 1 to 2850 and encodes 949 amino acids. Gene Ontology annotation, biological process: protein autophosphorylation; autophagosome organization; peptidyl-serine phosphorylation. The transcript has 3 exons. Lineage: Eukaryota; Fungi; Ascomycota; Sordariomycetes; Hypocreales; Clavicipitaceae. Gene Ontology annotation, cellular component: cytoplasm; autophagosome.
AUGGCGAGUCGCCACGAUGGGUCGUCCUUCGGCUCGAGGAGAUCGAAUGGACGAGCUAUCGGCCAGUUUGUUAUCGACAAGGAAAUUGGCAAGGGUAGCUUUGCACAAGUUUAUAUGGGCUGGCAUAAGGAAUCAAAAGCUGCCGUUGCCAUCAAAUCUGUCGAACUCGAACGAUUGAACAAGAAGCUAAAAGAGAACCUCUACGGAGAAAUCCAGAUCCUCAAGACUCUGCGGCACCCUCACAUUGUUGCCCUGCAUGACUGCCUCGAAUCCUCCACCCAUAUCAACUUGAUUAUGGAGUAUUGCGAGUUGGGCGACUUGUCUCUAUUCAUCAAAAAGCGAGAUAAGUUGUCCACGCAUCCUGCCACCCACGACAUGGCUCGAAAAUAUCCAAGUGCUCCAAAUUCAGGUCUUCACGAAGUCGUCAUUCGCCACUUCCUGAAGCAACUGACGAGUGCGCUGGAGUUUCUCCGAAGCAAGAAUUAUGUGCACAGGGAUGUAAAGCCACAGAACCUCCUCCUACUUCCGUCACAGGCAUUCAGGGAUCAAAGAGCUUUGCCCAUCAUGUCUGCCAGCCAAGACUCAUUAAUACCCGUGGCCGGCCUAGCCUCCUUGCCAAUGCUCAAGCUGGCCGACUUUGGGUUUGCCAGAGUGCUCCCAUCAACGUCUCUUGCGGACACACUCUGCGGCUCACCUUUGUAUAUGGCCCCCGAGAUUCUUCGUUAUGAACGUUACGACGCCAAGGCCGAUCUCUGGUCCGUAGGCACAGUUCUGUACGAAAUGGUGACUGGCCGGCCUCCAUUCCGAGCACGGAACCACGUUGAACUCCUGCGCAAGAUAGAAGCUGCCGAGGACGUCAUUAAAUUCCCCAGGGAGGUCGUCAUCAGUUCGGAAAUGAAGGCCCUCGUGAGAAGCCUGCUCAAACGAAGCCCUGUGGAGCGUCUCAGCUUUGAAAACUUCUUUGCUCAUCCAAUAGUCACGGGUGAGAUCCCUGGGCUAGUGGAAGAUGAUAUCCCAAAGUCUCCAAAACGAGAUCUGCACCCCAUCCCCCAGGAAGAGGAAUACCCACCAUCCCCUCGAGCCCCUCCUGCUCGCCGGUCAGUGCCUGAUUCUCCACGGGAACCGGUGGCAUCGUCAAGAUCACCACGAGAAGCAACUCCUCGAUCACCGCAACAGGGAAGCCAUGGCGAUGGCCGAUACAGACGUCAGUCUACAGAUGUACAACGUCCCGAGGCCUCUCCUCGCAAUGUUGGAGCUGGCUUAGGUAUCCAACGACCGAUUCCUCAACAUGCCUCGUCUUCGCCGAGCCAGCAUCACACCAGUGACAGGUCUAUCCGAGACCAACCCAUCCCGCGGUCACAGCUGUCACAAGAAGAGUCUUCCAGAGUGGUCAGGCACUCGCUUAGUAACAAGCAAAUUACCGAGGAGGAAAAAGCGGCUCAGGAUGUAAUGUUUGAAAGGGAUUAUGUCGUGGUCGAGCGGAGACAUGUCGAAGUUAAUGCCUUGGCUGAUGAGUUAGCUGCGAAUGAGAGAAUUGCUGGUCAAGGAUCUGACCCGCGGUCGGCUCAGAUGGUACGGCGAAGCACCCAGCAAGGGGCGCCGACGUCGACAACUGGAGCAAUCCCGACACCAUCAUCACGUACUGCACUUGUAGCCCAAGGGCGGGCGCUACAUGACCGCCGGUCAUCCUACGAGAAGGCCUUGUCCGCUAGUCCUGGGUCUGCGUCCAGUGCGAUUUCCAAGGCCAUUCAGGAUGCCAGUUUACGGCUGUUUGGCUUCAAAGUUGCCCCUGUACGCGGCAAAGGCCACUCACCUCCAAUGUACCAGCCAUUCCCGGCAUACCCAACCCCGUCGUCGCCAGGCGGCCUUAUUGGCGAUGGGAGGAGCUCACCGUCGGCAGACGAGGACGGCAGGACCAAGGAGGCCAUGGCAGAAUAUGCUGAACGAAGUGACUGUGUGUACGGGUUUGCUGAAGUCAAAUACAAGCAGCUCGUUCCGAUGGCGCCUUCAAUGGAUCACGGGCUUGGAGGUGUCGGCGUAGACCAACUAUCCCAAGAUGAAGAUGGCCUCACCAUCGAGGCGAUUGUUGCGCUCUCUGAAGAGGCGUUGGUGCUUUAUGUCAAGUCGCUCACCUUGCUUGCUCGCGCUAUGGACCUCGCGAGUUUGUGGUGGUCCAAGAAUGGCCGGGGCGACGGCAACGGCGGCGUAUCAGCUGCUGUCUCAGAGAACAUUUCGCAAAGCAUCAACGCUAUCGUGCAGUGGGUGCGACAGCGUUUUAACGAAGUCCUGGAGAAGUCGGAGGUCGUUCGUCUGAAGCUGAUGGAGGCUCAAAGGCUGCUGCCAGAGGAUCACCCGAGUCACCCAUCGAACCAAGGCGUAGAUUCACUCGUUUCAUCGUCAGGUUCAACAACGAAGCAAGUCUAUUUGACUCCGGGUAUCAGUGCGGAGAAGCUCAUGUACGACCGUGCUCUGGAAAUGAGUCGUGCCGCAGCGAUUGAUGAGGUCACCAAUGAAAACCUACCCGGCUGUAAGAUUUCGUAUAUUACGGCAAUUCGCAUGCUUGAGGCAGUCUUGGAUAAUGAUAGCGACGGCACAACCCGACGAGUGUCUUCUGGCAAGGAGCCGGCCAGAAGCGCUGCCAAGGAGUCCAGCAGUGAGUUGGACAGCGAUGAGGAGGCUCAUGUGCGAAAGAUGAUCCAAAUGAUCAAGGGCCGCCUUGCAGCGGUCGUCAAGAAGCAACAAAUGAUUGCUGACGCCAACAACAAGGAGCAGCAGGUACAGCUGCAAGCUGCCCGGCGACGAAGUGGCGAUGUGACGCCACGCAGCGUGCCAUCUCAUGGAUCGGCAUAA